Messenger RNA from Mesorhabditis belari, 609 nucleotides. The record is from the annotation of a GenBank genome assembly. Lineage: Eukaryota; Metazoa; Nematoda; Chromadorea; Rhabditida; Rhabditidae.
AUGUCCGGGGAACCUCAGUGGACUUUCUACGAAGACAUCACCGACACUCUUUCUCGAGAUUUUCUCGAAGGCGAAGAUCUACAGCUUCAAGUUCACCAAGCCAAAUGGAACGGAAGAUUACUCUCUUUUGAACUUCGGAACUUUUCGAAAAAUGAGGUCGAAGUUGAGUUCAAAAAAAGAGAGCCAACCAUGAUUUACAUCAAUAGACGGGACUCAGAAAAUCGGUAUUCGCGGAGAGUCGCUGCUGGAGAAUCUGAACCAUUUAUGUUCAAUCUCGACUGGGAUCUGCUUCAAGAAACAAUCAAGGACUGGGCCACACAAGUGGAACUUUUUCCGCACGUGGAUUUGCAUUUCUAUUGGAAAGAUGCACAAGACGAAACCAUCUUCAUGAAAUAUCGUUGUCUUCGUUUUGACUUGAAAGAAUGGAAUGAGACGAGAUUACCGACGCGGAAUAGCUCGAAUAGACACUGGAUACCAUCCUUUACGAAACAACGCCCUUUGCUCGGUGGUCGAGAUUUGAUGAGACCGCUACUUUGUGAUAACGAUGAGGAAUCAAAUUUGACGGAACGUUACUAUACUUUGUGCUCAAAAAUGUCACCAAAGAAAAAA